AAAAUUCAGGCAAGUUUGGCAAAUACAAAUAUGAAAUUAUCCGUUUUGUUUAUCGUGAUGCAGUUGCUGGUGCUGCUGGCUGCACAGGCGAUUGACCUUUCGCCGCAGCAACAGCAGGAUGUGGAUGUGGCAGCCAGCUUGAAGGAGCUGCAAGGGGAGAUGGCGCACCCAUUGGGCAGCCAGUGCAUCCGCGAUUGCCUCGCCGAGAAGGGCAGCCUAGUGCUGGAUCCGCUGCGUGAAUGUCAGCAGGUCGAGCAGCAGUUCGACUGUACACUGUACUGCAUGUUUGAUGUGGAGCCGCGCUAUUAAGCCAUUAACCGAUAUAGUGCAAAUAC
Molecule: messenger RNA, 335 nt
Organism: Drosophila mauritiana
Lineage: Eukaryota; Metazoa; Arthropoda; Insecta; Diptera; Drosophilidae
Exons: 1
Coding region: 31-309 (92 amino acids)
Source: RefSeq, a predicted model, not a curated record